This is a messenger RNA of Neodiprion virginianus, 1938 nucleotides long. Its product is annotated as aldehyde dehydrogenase 1A1-like. Gene Ontology annotation, molecular function: aldehyde dehydrogenase (NAD+) activity. The transcript is spliced from 11 exons. Lineage: Eukaryota; Metazoa; Arthropoda; Insecta; Hymenoptera; Diprionidae. The coding region runs from base 98 to 1588 and encodes 496 amino acids. The record is from RefSeq and is a predicted model, not a curated record.
UCGUGCACACUUCCCACAGCCGGAAUAUAUAAAUAUUGCCCAAGUCAUUUCGAGCAAUAAGUUAUUUAGGAACAUCCCGGUAACUUCAUAUUUAAACAUGUCAGCUAAUAUCGAACCGCCAAAGGCAGACCCAAACGUCAAAGUCAAAUAUACCAAGAUUUUCAUCAAUAACGAGUUCGUCGAUUCGGUAAGCGGAAAGAAGUUCGCCACCGUGAAUCCGUGUACGGAAAAGACAAAUGCCGAAGUAUCGGAGGGAAACAAAGCUGACGUAGAUAAGGCUGUAGUGGCAGCAAAGAAGGCUUUCGCCAGAGGAUCGGAAUGGAGAAAAUUAGAUGCUUCCGCACGUGCGACAUUGAUUUACAGGCUGGCAGAUCUCAUCGAGCAGAACAUCAACGAACUGGCGAAUUUAGAAUCGCUUGACAAUGGAAUGCCCUUCCCCAUGUCGUACCACUCGGUUGGAACUGCUGCGAAACACCUGCGCUACUACGCUGGUUGGGCGGACAAAAUUCAAGGUUCAACCAUCCCAGUUGACGGUAACUCUUUCGCCUUGACGCGUAAGGAACCCGUUGGCGUAGUCGGACUGAUCGUUCCCUGGAAUGGACCCAUUGGGUUGUAUGGAAUGAAACUUGCGCCAGCAUUAGCAGCGGGUUGUACCGCGGUCAUAAAGCCAGCGGAGCAAACACCCUUGACUGCUCUUCUGUUGGCCAGCCUCGUCAAGGAGGCCGGGUUUCCUCCUGGAGUCGUCAACGUUGUACCAGGUUAUGGGGCAACAGCUGGUGCGGCGAUUAGCGCACACCCAGAUAUCGCCAAGGUCUCGUUCACCGGGUCUUCUGAGGUGGGGCAUGCCAUACUGAAAGCUGCAGGCGAGAGCAAUCUAAAGCGUGUCACACUCGAGCUGGGAGGCAAAAGCCCGUUUGUCGUUUUCGACGAUGCCGACCUCGAUUUGGCCGUUCAAACAGCCGGUUCUGUAUUCGUACACGCGGGUCAGAUCUGUAUCGCACCGUCCCGCGUCUUCGUUCAAGCUGGAAUAUACGACGAAUUCGUGAAAAAGGCCGUUGCGGUGGCUGCCGCGACAAAAGUUGGCGAUCCCUACACUCCUGGAUGCAUACAAGGUCCCCAGAUCGAGUCACGGGCGGUCGAUAAGGUAAUGGGACUAAUCGAGUCAGGGAAGAAACAAGGAGCCAAAUUACAGAUUGGUGGAGAACGCCACGGAUCAGUGGGAUAUUUUAUUAAGCCCACCGUCUUCUCGGACGUGAGCGACGACAUGCAAAUCGCCAAGGAAGAAAUAUUUGGACCAGUACAGUCGAUCCUGAAGUUCAACACUUUCGAAGAGGUUGUCGAGAGAGCCAACGCCACUACUUACGGUUUGGCAGCCGGCGUCUUUACUAAGAACAUUGAACUUGCUCUCGAAUUUGCCAAGGCUGUAGAAGCCGGCAGCGUAUGGGUGAACCAGUACAGCUUAUUGACGUCGCAACAACCUUUCGGUGGGUUCAAACAGUCUGGAUUAGGGCGUGAAUUGGGCAAGGAAGGGUUGGAUGCGUACCUCGAAAUAAAAACUAUUUCCAUCAAAACGCCGACCAAUAACUAAUCUAUCUUCCAAGAGCCUUACGACGGUGCUACAUGUCACACAUAUGACUAAUUAUACUGCGUUGAAUAAAUUACUUUAUUAAUUCAAGUUUGAUCAUCGAAUAAUUCGAAUUUAUGUAAAUUUUUGUGAAGUACCGUUCGCAUGGUAUCGUUGUAUGAAUCAAAGUCAGUAAAAUAAUUUAUGAUACUAACUGUAAACUGCAAAGAGAUCAAAGAUUCCUAUACGCAUAUCUUGGAUUACAUGAAAUCGCACAUGUCUGUUACUAUUACAUGAUAAAUGGCUUCGCGUUUUGAAUCUUUGAUGUACUUCAAUUUUUUAAGACCAAAAAAAAUAAAAACAAUUUGGUUGUA